GUCAGUGCAACAACUCACAGCUGCUAUGUAUCUUAUCGCUGCUGUAUAAAAGGACAGAAUUAUUUUCACAAAAAUGGGCAGGAGUUGUGCACAACUGGAAUGAUUGCUCUUCAUACAGCUGCAGACUUCACCUCAUCAAAACCUCUACAACCAUCAGAAAGGAUUAUGGCUUACAAUUCUCUGCACUGGAUGAACACAACUAUAGCAACCACAAAGCCGCAAUUGGUAACAGAGCCCAAAUUCAACCCAACUGCUGCUGCAAUUGAAAGGAUGAUUUACAUUGUAAUCUACAGCACUGUAUUCACAGCUGGACUAAUUGAGAAUAGCAUCUCUGUAUGGGUCUUCUGCAGUCGCAUGAAAACAAAGACUAUAACGAGUAUUUAUAUGUUAAAUCUUGCAAUAGCUGAUCUCUGUCUCAUUAUGACUUUGCCGUUACGUAUUACAUAUCAUAUACUUGAAAGUAACUGGCCAUUUGGAGAGACAGCUUGCAGAAUCACUGGCUUUCUUUUUCACCUUGACUUGUACAGCAGUGUCUAUUUUCUUACCUGCAUCAGUAUUGAUCGUUACCUGGCAAUAGUGCACCCAGUUCGAUCGCUCAGCUUUCGAAAAGUCCGCUAUGCAAAAAUAAUCAGUGCAACAGUGUGGGUUACUGCCAUACUUGGAACUUUUCAGCUCGCAGUGACCACUCAGUCUGUACAGGCACAAGAGAACACUACUGUGUGUCUGCAACUAUAUAGAGAGAAGCCAUCACUCUAUGCUUCUGGUGCUCUGAUAGUUGGGUUUCUUUUUCCAUUUCUAGUCAUUAUCUGUUGCUAUCUAUGCAUAAUCAAACAUCUUCAGUCAUACAGGAGACUUGACCAUAAGCACAAAGCCUCCAGAAUGAUUUUUACAGUAUUAACGGUCUUUCUGGUUUGUUUCUUACCAUAUCAUGUUGCCCGUUUACUGUACAUUAUUAUGGCAAAUCAGCAUUUGGAGUCAACACCCAAAAUUGAGAGUCUUGCCAUCAUUAACCGUGCUUUCUUUUGUUUAGCCAGCAUUAACUGCUGCUUAGACCCAGUGGUUUACUUUUUUGUAGGGGAGAAUUUUAGGGAGUCUCUUUACAGAGAGGAAAAAUGGAAAAGUACAACUGAAUAUAACAGCCAAGAAACUCACCCCAGUGUUAACACCACUACAAUAGAUGGUACUUAAAUACAGUAUUUGAUAAAGAAUUAUGAAACUAGAUUUUUAUGAAAGGUUCUCUUUUGUGGCUUCACCUAAAGCCAUACUGUUCUUCAUUAACAGCAGUGGUCUCGUUAAAGCAACUACUAAAACAAACAAAUUGCUAAAUAGUAUAUCCACGUGGUAAAUUAAAAUCACUGCAAGCUACCAGUAAUCGUUGUCUCAGUUGAAUGAUUUCCCUUUUUCAGAUUCCUCAAGGUCCACUUCCAAACCAUAAGGUUUGGCAAAUAAAUCUGCUCCUCAGCCUCCCUCACUGUGCAAGAACCACCUAACUUUUUGAGGCUUUCAUUAAUGUAGGCUCAAAAUUCUGAACAGCAGCCUAUAUCAGGAGCAACUUCAACAUUAGCUAACUUACAAUUAGUCUUAGGAUAAUACAAAAAGUCAACUUUUCCAAACUUUACCUUUUGUCAUUUGUGAUGAAGUCGGAUAAUAUUUUUUACUACAUUCUACAUUUAUAAUGGAGUUUUCAGACUUUGGACUUCCAGAAUGGAAUUAGCAAGUUUGUAGAAAAUAGCCAGAACAGCAAAAAUAAGUAAAUGGAAAAAGAACAAAAAAAAAUGUAACCUGAAGAUUUAUUAUUUUGACAGACAUUGAAAAGCUGGUCAUUCUCUUCGUCAAUUUUAAACCCAACCACACUUAAAAUCUAAACAUUGUUUUUCUUUCAAUGUUUUGAUGAGCCUCUCUAUUGUGAUACUGAGCCAUGGUCUAUUGUUUCCAAUUUAGUUUUCAAUUUGUACAGUUAGUUAUGUUAUCUAAAUUAGUGAUUUACUUCAUUUUCAGUGCAGAAGAGAAUACAUUUAAUAUGCCCAGACAGGCUGUCAAUUGAGAAUUAACUUUUUUUUUAGAAAUUAAUAGGUGAAUGGAUGACAAUGACUUAAUGUUUUAAGAGAUAUACUGUAGAAAAGACUAAAGGCACUGCAAAUUAAAUCGUAUUUUAUAGGUAAGCAUUUCCUUAAAUCAUACGACAUUUUAACACAACUUAAAAAUAAUCCAUUAUCCAAUACAUCUAACACUGUUUGUUAGGUAGAUAUUCAACUCUUCCAGAAUCAGACCAAAAUGAUUUCUAGUGGUUUGCUUUGGAUCACCUUGCUCAGCUGGUAAGCAUCUAACACUUAUAUCUGUCCUUCACAGCAAAGUAUAACUGAAGACUAGGGAAAAACUGCUGGUGUCGUUCUCAGUCCCCACAAAUACGGUCCUUUCUGACAGAGUGUAAGCUUCCACACAUAUUCUGGUACAAUGAAUCAGAGACCUUUGCCCUCCAAAUGGUCUCUCUCACCGAUGCCCCCCCAGCCCAAUCCUGGCAGACUAAUCCAUCGUUUAGUGGUUUUUGUUUUUAAGAAAGCCUGUAAUGUUAUAUUACAAUAGCUUUCUCUGAAAGCCUCGAAUCUCAAAGUUCAUUGCAAAGACUACUUGUGUUUCUGGACUGUCGAUUAAAAAAACUGGAAAAAAAGAUACUGCUUUAAAUUAGGAAAGCAGUGCAAGAUGUUUAGAGAUUGAGGCAAGCUACUUUAACUCAGUUAUAUACACAAUGUUGCCUGACUGGAACAGUGAGUGGGAUAAUUCCAGACAAAAUAGCAUUGCUUCUGCGUGUUCCAGGCAUUUUGCCCAGUGACAAGCUUUUGAUUGACUUUUCAAGUAGCACCAGAAGUUGUGUGUGAACAACCAUCCAGUCUGUGAAAAGAAAGCAUCCAACUCUCACUCUAUCCCCUCUAUGUGGAAAAAUAAAAGAAAAUCCCUAGUAGUUGGCAACCCUGCCCCAUCAUUCUGUGAGCUGCAUUUAUUGCAAAUCCCCUAGUGAAAGGGGACAAAUCGCUGAAAGGGUGAAUGCUCAACCAGAGAAAGACUGAGAAUCAGCACAUCCAGAACUUUGGUGUCAAACAGUCAGAAGGAAUUGAAAGGGCUGAAAGAAAACAACUCAUCAACAGUGAUCCAGAUUGGUGCAAGAGCUUUGGUUCUUUGAAUUUUUUUGUCCUUUUCCACAAAUAAAAUGUGUCUCUCACCUUCUGCUGAUGUUCGUAUGUGUAUGAGAAUUUUAAGGGGUAGAGUUUCAGUUACAAAAUUAUAGAUUAGACUUUCAAUUUUCUACUUUUCACUGUUGUUAGAAAUGGUUUGAUCACCAUGAAUAGUUGUUUUCGUGCUA
This is a messenger RNA of Stegostoma tigrinum, 3358 nucleotides long. Its product is annotated as uracil nucleotide/cysteinyl leukotriene receptor-like. The transcript has 2 exons. Gene Ontology annotation, molecular function: G protein-coupled receptor activity. The record is from RefSeq and is a predicted model, not a curated record. Gene Ontology annotation, biological process: G protein-coupled receptor signaling pathway. Lineage: Eukaryota; Metazoa; Chordata; Chondrichthyes; Orectolobiformes; Stegostomatidae. Gene Ontology annotation, cellular component: plasma membrane. The coding region runs from base 100 to 1188 and encodes 362 amino acids.